CUUCCUCCCUCUAUUUCUCACUCACUCUCAGCAUGUGUGGAGUUGAGUACUAAAGUGAGGGAGUGGCAACAUAUAGCAAGUGCAGGUUUUAAAACUGUCACAGAGAGUGAGAGAGAGAGAGAGGGUGGAGGCUGAAGUAAAAUUAGUGGAACAACAGAAAGAGACCCACACACCACACCACAGAGAGACGAGGGAGUAAGCAUCCAGCGUAAGAGGGAGAGAGAGAGUGGGAGGCGAACAAAGAGUGGGAAGAAGGCAACCAUGCUGAGGAGGAAGAGGAGCGUGUCCUUCGGAGGAUUUGGAUGGGUUGACAAAUCUACCAUUACUGCUCUUCGAACCCGGAAGCAGGAGAUGCUGACCAUCUCAAGUGUUCCCCUGGCAGACUGCCCUCCAUCUCCACCAAGAACUGCUCCUGCUGCCUUGAAGUCUGCACCAUUCUUCGACUCACUAGAAAAGAUGGAGGAUGACGAUGUUUCGUAUCCGAGUAUAGAAAAGGUGCUACAGGAUGGCCCACCAUACCCUCAAGUGAUCCUUCCACAGCCUGGAGGAUACUGGAUCGAAGAUCCCGAAACCCCAGCCAUCACACCAAACUCUGGAGAAAGCAGUUGGUAUCAUGAGGAAGAUGAAGAGGGCGCCAACCCAGGGGGAGAGUUUGGAUAUCGAUUGGAGAGUAACUACGGCAUACGAGCGUACCGCAAGCACUUUCUGGGCAAAGAACACCUUGAUUUCUACUGCACAGCCAGCAACCAUGGCAACCUUGUCCUGUCCCUCCGGCAUGAAGAAACAAAGGAUCAGGAGCAUCUGCACAUUAUUUUAAGGACUCCAGCAAAGACAGUCUAUGACAGGAUUUUGGUCACGGGUUUGCUUGAGCUCCCCAGCGUCCCUCAGUUAGCCAAGCUGCUUUGUGAAGAUAUCGUUGGCUUGAGGUUCAAUCCCGUGUUGUACACUAGGGGAUCUCAGUUAAUACUGAACUACGAUGAACAUGAGCUGAACAACACUUUCAAGUUUGGUGUCAUCUACCAGAAGUUUGGUCAGAUGUCAGAAGAGGAGCUGUUUGGAAACAGUGAGGAAACACCAGCUUUCACUGAAUUCCUCCGAGUGCUGGGAGACUGUGUGGAACUGCAGGAUUUUAAAGGUUUUCGAGGUGGUCUGGAUGUCAGUAAUGGGCAGACAGGUUCUCAGUCAGUCUACACUGUGUUCAAAGGGCAGGAGCUCAUGUUCCACGUCUCUACCAAGUUACCCUUCACAGAAGGGGACACACAACAGCUUCAAAGGAAGAGACAUAUAGGAAAUGACAUAGUGGCAAUAGUUUUUCAAGAAGAGGCCACACCAUUUGUGCCUGACAUGAUCGCGUCCAACUUUCUUCAUGCUUAUAUCCUGGUCCAGGUGGAGAAUCCGGGUACAGACGACACCGCUUACAAGGUCUCUGUCACAGCAAGAGAUGAUGUUCCACAAUUCGGUCCUCCGCUCCCCAAUCCUCCAGUCUUCAGAAAGGGCCCAGAAUUCAGAGAGUUCUUGCUGACUAAGCUGAUCAAUGCAGAGCUGGCCUGCUACCGCUCUGAUCGAUUUGCCAAGCUUGAGGAGAGAACGCGAACAGCAUUGCUGGACAACCUCCAUAAUGAGUUACACAGACAGACUCAGCUGCUUCUGGGUCAGCCACUCAGCGGUGAUGAGGAGCGAAUGGAGAACGGAAGCCAUGGGGGAAUCCUGGAAACUAUCAAGCGAGCAAUGCGUGUGCGUAGUCACUCAAUGGAGACGAUGGUGGGCUCUCAGAAGCAUGGCCGCUCUGCAGGGGGUGGAGGAGUGCCCACCAGUCUGAGUGGAGCAGGUCUUACCCAUAGCAGCCCUGAGUGCAACAGGAACUCGUACCCUGUGUCAUCUACGGCUAAGUCUCCUCUGAAGAGCCCAGUGAAGAGACGCUCAUGUCUUUUCCCCCGGCUGCACACUAGCAUGGACGCGCAGACCGAGCGUCUAACACGCAGUAUGCUCUGUGAUCAGAGGAGUCUAGACAACGGUCAACUCUCACAAGAGGUUAAAUCACAGACCUCAUCAAACCCCAGUUCUCCAGAGAUCUGCUUGAGUACAGAGAGCCCAGCUCUGAAGCUGCAGGAGUGCACUCAAAGCCCUGAAAUCUCUCGCUCUCCGUCCAGCACAAGCAGCUUCAGUAGUGUGGCUGGAGACACAGACACACUUGAGGAAGGAGACCCUAACAAUCUCCAGCUUUCUCCCAGUUUGUCACCUGUGUGUAGCUCCUCUCUUGGUGUGGAGGGUCAGGGUGUAGGAACUCCGGUUAUAAUGUGCCGCAGUCCCACAGAGUUCAAGAAUAAGAAUUCUCCCAGAUCCAGCCUGAGAUUCCGCUUCGACAAGUUGAGCCACUCGGCGCCUGGGCACUAGUGACCGAACAAUUAAGAGAGACCAGGAGCACUGUGUGAGCCAGAUAUGAGCUUUGGAACAAGACAACAUACUGAGGAUGAGGGACACUGGAUUUUAAAUAUUGCUAAAGCUUGAGCUGCCUCCAAGAUGGCAUGAGUCAUGUGAACACACACACAUCCUAUACACAAAUACCACAGCGUUAUUAGAGCUUAGCAGGUUUAUCCUACCACUGAUCCUGUUGACCUGGAAUAUUCAGCCUAUGAUUUUGAUUGAGGUUUUUUUUUUGCAGCAAAGGCUUGUGAUGAGUUCCUAGGAGGAUGAUAGCUUUUUAUAGCAAUAUAUAUCAUUUGUUGAGACAGAACAGUGGAGGUUAUGCAGGACAAAAUAGCUGCAAUAUGGUUCAUUCAAAACAACAAAUUUGUUUGACGUCUGUUAAGAGUUCAUGGUUUAUAUUUUGCACUGGCAAUGCAUUGUGCUUUAUUGUCUUCGUCAGUUUAGCUGAAUGAGAUUAGAGUCCCUUUAUUGUGCCUCAGUUCUGUUAUUAUGGUUGGUAAAAACCAUGCAAGCAAAUGAAAAGCAAAUCCUUAUGGCAGGAUUUCUCAAACUUUCCUCAAACUCCCCUUUCAGUGUGACCAAAACUCACAGACUCCCUUAUAAUUACAGCACAUAUUAUCUUUUACCAUUAUCCUACUAUACAAAUAUUAAACGCGUUAGGCACAUAUGGGCCAUUUUCUUUAUUUAUUGGGAGAUUUUGAUUCCUGAACUUUCCCCCAAAGAACUCACACCAGUUACACUGUGUUAAAAUAUUGAUUACCAUACUUUUCUUAGUUUUAGCAAUAUUGCCCUUAGAUUCAAGUUAAAGUUAUUUAUACUUGCUUUUUUACAGUAUAAUACAGCUUUUAUUAAACCCAGUCAAUUUAAGGGACCAGUUACACUUAUAACCAAAUAAUAACUAUAAUAACUAUAACAGUAUAAUAGUUGGCAAUGAUCUAUACGAUCAUCACAACAUUUACUAAUGUCACAGAGUCACAGAUUCCUGGUGGUCACCGGGUGCUGUGUUAAUACACAGCACUUGAUUAAAUCUGUGGCUCUGUCAAUUAAGUAAGGAAUAAAAGCUGAUAUUGAUUAUUUUCCUAUAACAGCAUGUCCUGAGGUGUUAUUCCUCACAUCCCACAGCAAUUUGCCAAACCUAACAAUACCUUUUUAUUAAUGAAUGUCACAUGAUACUAUUUAUCCAUUUGUAGUUGCAUUUUAAUGUUCUUGAACAUCCAUAAAACAAGUUCCUGUUAUCACUCAACAGUUGUUCCCUCACCAGAUUCAACAUUUUCUCUCUCUCUUGAUGUUAAACAUGCAUUAAAAUGCAGUUUGUCAGGUUAUGAGAAACUGGAAAGCCACCUGUCUGAGAUUUUUGUCUCAGUGUGACUAUCCGGGUUAAUUAAAGGUUAAAUAAAAUAAGUAACACAAUGUAUUAGAACUAGUGUGUUAAUAUAAUCCUGUGAUUUGUGUUGCUGCCAGAAAUGCUUUCAGAGCUGCUGUUAUAGAAACUUAAUCACCUUCUGACCAAUCAGAAUCAGGCAUUCAACUGCACGGUGGUAUUUCUUUUUUUUUCUUUCUUUUGUUUAAAGGUGAAGAAGGGUAUUGACAUGUGUGACAGAGAAAGCAAUUGGAAAAAAAAGUUGGAAAUAAGAAAUAUUUAUUUCUUCCAUUUACCGUAAGUGCAGGUUUACUUUUCAGAAAACAAAUAUUUCUGCAAAUAUUUCAUUUUAGAGAAUAAAAUAGUCUAUCAAAUCAAAUAUCUAGAACAAAGUGAGAUUUAUAGUUAGUAGCUAGCAAUACUAGUGACUCAGAAUUCAGACCUUGAGUAACACGACCGCAUUAAAAACCUUUUUACAUCUCUAAACACAUAUUUAUUCUAGUUGCACAAUACUGUCUUUGAUUUGGAAUAAACUUGAGUAUAGUAAUGGUUGUUCCAGACAAAUACAAUGAGCUGUUAACUUUGUGAAUUUUUUUAUGUCAUAUAGAGAUAUUAUGUUAUUGGAUGGAAAUGCACUUGUUUGUACUAUAAGGCCAGCACUGUUCCCCAAACCACCCCCCACCCACAUUCUUACCAGAUAGAGCUUUGUUUUUGAGCACAUUGUAUGUCAGUCCACACCUUGUACAUUGCUUGCUUUUUUAUUGCUUGUACUGUAUAAUACUUUUAAAUGAUUGAGAAAACUAGGGGAAACAAUUAUAUUGUGGCCUGGGAAAAUCCUUCACUUGGUCACAUUAGCUCUGGAAAUUACAAGCUUUCCUAAAUGGAAAUAUGUUUCUCUUUGGCAUGUACAGUGCCCUACACUAAUAUUGGCACCCUUGGUAAAUAUGAGCAAAGAAGGCUGUGAAAAUUGUCUUUAUUGUUUAGGCUUUUGGUCUUUUGUUUAAAUUUUUUUCAAAAAUACUCUGCUCUCAUGUAUAUCAAACAAUUGCAAACACAACACAGAAAAAAAUAUAUUUUUGCUAAAUAUAGGUGUGCAACAAUUUUUGGCAUCCUUAUGAAUUCAUAUGAGAAAAAUAAAUUUGAAGCAUAUUCUCAUUGAUAUAUAUUUUUUAAAUUUGUACACCUGGGUGACUGGAACUUUGGAAAUUGUUUAACCAUGACUUCCUGUUUCACAGGGGUAUAAAUAUGAGGUAACAUAGGCCAAAUUCCCUUAGUCAUUCAUAACAAGUUGAAGUUCUAGUGGCUUUAUUGUCAUUUCAACCAUAUACAGUUGGUACAGUACACAGUGAAACGAAACAAAGUUCCUCCAGGACCAUGGUGCUACAUAAAACAAGACACUAACCACAUGAGACGACACAGAACUAAAUAAGAGCUACACAUUUUUACAUAAAGUGCACAUGCAAAUGUGUGCUAAUAACACAGGACAGUACAGUCCUACUAAAACAGGACAAUAAUUUUAGUGUGGAAGUGUCCAAUAUAACAGGUAGUGAAAAAGAUAGGUGCCAAAGAGUAACUAUAUAAUUUUAAAAUGGUAUAAAUGUAAACAUAACAUACUAUGACUUAGUAUUCAGCAGACUGGCUUAUACCAAAUAUGGACAUAGCAGUUAUUGCAGCAGCAGCCAGGUAAAGUGUAUAAUAGUGACAAGAAAUUAAAUACUAUAUUUUUAUAAGUAAAGUAGCAGCAAAAAUGCAAUAAAGUCAAUGCAGGAAUGUGCCAAUAAAGCAGUGGGAGUGGGAUGGUGUUCACUUAUUACAUUUAACAGAUACUAAAUGAAAACCUGACUGCCUCUACCAGAAAGCUUAAAAUGGGCUGUGGUUGGAUCUUCCAGCAGGACACUGAUCCAAAACAUACAUCAAAAUCAACACAAAAAUGGUUUACUGACCACAGAAACAAGGUCCUGCCACAGCCAUCCCAGUCCCCUGACUUGAAACCCAUAGAAAACCUGUGGGGUGAACUGAAGAGGAGAGUCCACCAGCAUGGACCUUGACAUUUAAAGGAUCUGGAGAGAUUCUGUAUGGAGGAAUGGUCUCAGAUCCCUUGCCAUGUAUUCUCCAACCUCAUCAGGCAUUAAAGGAGAAGACUCAGAGCUGUUAUCUUGGCAAAGGGAGGUAGCACACCUAUAUUUAACAAAGAUAUUUUUUGAAAAACCUGUGUUUUGUGAUUUUUGUUUGACAAAAGUUCAAAAGAUUAAACAGUAAAGACAAUUUUUCACAGCCUUCUUUGCUCUUAUUUACCAAGGGUGCCAAUAUUAGUGGAGGGCACUGUAUCUGAACAAUAAGAAACAUUAUAGCACGUUAAAAUCAACCAAAGGUCAAAAUGGUUUAAAUAAUUCAUUCCAAUUCCUGCUAAUGGUAAAACAAUAUUGUUGCCAAAUUUUACAGAAUUAUACAUUUACAAUUGGAAAUGAGUGACAUUUAAACACAAGCCUCAUGGCCGUCUCUUCAGUCAAAUGAUCUCUGUUCAUUGGUGGAGAUCAUUGGUGGAGAAAUAACAGAUGAUUAAUUCAGUCAGUUCUGUUCUGCUGGCUAAAUUUUCUUUUCAUAAGACCAUUUCAACAGUUGGACAGGCUUAUGACCUUCUCGGUAUGACAUGUAUAUAUCCAAAAACUGGAAUGGAGUUUUGGUCAAAAUCUUAUUUUUCAUCCAAACAUCUGACGGGUUUUCCCAGACCACCACAUAAAUCCUUUAACUAAUAAUUCCCUGACUGACAUUACUAUAAAUAUGAUAACUAUAAUGAAUUCACCAAUAUGUGUAUUUAUUAUGUAUAUUGAUAUCAGUUAGGACAUCAGAAUGUCACUAAACUGAAGUUUAAUCACUAAUCCACAUAGAUAUUUAGCUCUCAACUCUGGAGGCCCACUGAUUUGCACAGGCUCAGGUUUUCUCUGUUGCCAACAUGCCUGAUCCAAUUUGUGGAGGGAAUAUUCUAAUCAUGAUCAUGAUUUUUAGAUUUUUCAAAUAAUAAAUUGUAAUUUAAUGAAAUGUUAGUGAGCUAAUAUUAGAUAUCAGUCUUCACUGACUCUGGUUAAUUUAAUCACAGCCUUCAUUUUUAUAUGUUUAUCUUACAUGUUAUAUGUUUAUCUUACAUGUUAUAUGUUUAUCUUACUGUUUGGUUAUAUAUUGUGAUA
This is a messenger RNA of Ictalurus punctatus (channel catfish), 6972 nucleotides long. RefSeq names its product RAP1 GTPase activating protein 2b (gene rap1gap2b). Gene Ontology annotation, molecular function: GTPase activator activity. The record is from RefSeq and is a predicted model, not a curated record. The transcript has 23 exons. The coding region runs from base 262 to 2394 and encodes 710 amino acids. NCBI's taxonomy places the organism in Eukaryota, Metazoa, Chordata, Actinopteri, Siluriformes, Ictaluridae. Gene Ontology annotation, cellular component: plasma membrane; cytoplasm. Gene Ontology annotation, biological process: regulation of small GTPase mediated signal transduction; activation of GTPase activity.